Moneuplotes crassus is the source of this 1105-nucleotide messenger RNA. Lineage: Eukaryota; Ciliophora; Spirotrichea; Euplotida; Euplotidae. The record is from the annotation of a GenBank genome assembly.
GGGCAUUUGAAAUAUUAUUAAGAUGGUAACAUACAGACAGCUCUGGCCUAUAACAGGUACAACUCUCUUCCUUAACUUCGUACUAAUGAUCUGCCUCAUGGCAAUAACUCUGAAGUACUGGAAGCGAGGAAUCAAAGAGUUCUACUUCUGAGCUAUUGUACUGUUCCUCAUGCUGGCGUAUAUCACCAGAGUUGUAGAGCUCUCUUUUAAUUAUUUUCAUGAAAGUGAUAAAGAAUUUAAUAUCCUAACUGAUGAUAAGGUUGACCUCUUUCAACAAUACAUUGUGAGGCUCCCAAUCUUCCUUCACGGGAUAUCUAUGCUUAGUUAUCUGUUCAGAUGGAUAAGUUUCUGUAUCAUAGCCAAGGCUAAAUCUUGUAGCCGAAGCACCCUUAUGAGUGGAAGGCCAGAGAAAGGACAAAGUAGCUUGUUGAAACUCAAGGUGAUCUACAUCACUCUUAUUGGUCUCCUCUUCGCUGGAUUGUUUGCAAUUCCUGCUAUUAACAAAGGAAUGAGAAAAUAUGUUCGAAUUGAAGUUAUUGCAAUUGAUGUAUUGACAGGAUUAAUGUUACUAGUUGUUUGAAACUAUUUCUUAUACCUUCUAAAGAAGGAACUAGAGGUUCUAUAUGAAAAGAAAGCAACCACAAUAAGGAUACUAAUCUGGGUCAUCUCAGCAUCGAUAUUUUUCAGAAGUGCCAGUUGAAUUCUUGACACUAUUCGCCAAUUUUCUUCAGAAAAAUAUUCUAAUUCUACUUUUAACAAAAUCAAUGGAGUCGGGCUCUUGGCUUGCUACUAUGUUGAAACUUUCCCUUCCAUUGGAGUGCUGCUUGUUCUCACUCUCUCUUACAAACAAGCCAAAGCAAUGAUGCCUCAAGGAUACAACAGAUGAUCAAACCUUGGUCGCAUAGACACUCCCUUGCUCAUCGGAUCUGAUAAGCCCUCUAAAUAUUACCUGCUUGACUCUGAGCAAGACAUGCAGUCAUCCAAUCACCAACUACUAAACAGCCAGACUUCAUCAGAGAACCCUAACUCUCCUGAUUCAAAGAUCCAAGAUCCUUCUGCUAGUAAAAACCUGACUUCGAUGCCAUCAGACUUCUACAUAAAAUAA